AUGGAUGACGCAAACAAGGAGGAUCAGUUGUCAGAUCAAGCUGGCAGAAACACAUUGCAUGCUGCACAUGGCAUACAGCAACACAUGGGACACAACAAGCCUCUCCAUGAACUGCAUCCCCAACAUGGGCAACAACAAGUCAAUUCCGAGGGACAGCAACAGCAUGAAGAGGAGCUGCAACCGCCCUUGCUGCAUGAGGCUCCACAGCUGGAGGACAAGCUGCAGGACCCAAUACAACAGCAUAUGCAGCAGUCAGCAGAGAAAUUGAUGGAAUUCCUCCAACAGCCGGAAGCACAGCUGCAUUGA
Molecule: messenger RNA, 306 nt
Organism: Dacryopinax primogenitus
Lineage: Eukaryota; Fungi; Basidiomycota; Dacrymycetes; Dacrymycetales; Dacrymycetaceae
Exons: 1
Coding region: 1-306 (101 amino acids)
Source: RefSeq, a predicted model, not a curated record